GGGGAUAAUAUAUAGUCUAUAGCCUUCCUCGAUAAAUGGGCUACCUAACACUAAAAGAAUUUUUCAAAUCGGACCAGUAGUUCCUGAGAUUAGCGCGUUCAAUCAAACAAACAAAUAAAUAAAGAACACAAGAAAGGCAAAAAAAUAAUAGGCAGAUAGAACGCAUGGAACAUGCCAGUGAUGCAGCCUUUUCAAAUACAAAUUCAAAAACGUACUACAUUGUAAUAAGAUUUACAAUGUAGUGAUGGGCAAACGAAGCGAUUCAGAGUUGAGAGUGGGACAAUUUGGCUAUGGACAACGGAAUGAUAGGGGCCAAAUACUGGCUGACUUCAUGGAGAAGGAGGGCCUCUUUAUGAUGAACUCCUUCUUCAAGAAGCCACCACAGAUUCACAUUUUACAGAGAAAUUACGAACAUUAUUUAUAGACUUUUGUUUACUACAUUUGAUCUGCAGGGUUACGGUACGUUCACACGGAGACACGAUUUGCCGAAUCUUAUUUUCAUCGGAUCUGGAAAAACCGAAUGUUGUAUUCACACAGCACAUCUUGUUUGGCCGUAUCCGACGGCCUCGUAUCGGGAUCUCGUGUGAACUCACCAUCCGGCUUUUAUUAGCAAGAGCGCGCACAGUUCCUCACGUUGAUUUGGAAGCGAUGGACGUGAACAGUCUUGCUAUACUAUACUGGUAUUAUCGCCGUCAGCGUCGUAGAAAAAGAUUGUGGUUAAACCCAAUAGUACAAAGAAGAUCAACAGUUGGUGCCUUUACAACUCUAAUGCAGCAGUUAAGAAAUGAUCCACAAAAAUUUUUUAACUACUUUAGAAUGACUAUACCUACAUUUGAUAAUCUUUUGAAAAAAGUGGAAAAAGAUUUGAAAAAGCGUGAUACAAAUAUGAGGAAAAGCAUUAGACCAGAAGAAAAAUUAGCGAUAUGUAUAAGAUAUAUGGCUUCUGGGUGUUCAUACAAGGAUUUACAUUACGCCUACCGAGUCGGAGUGUCUACGAUCAGUAACAUUAUUAAGGAAGUAACGAAUGCUAUUUGGAACAAUUUGCAUGGGGAGUUUAUGACAUUACCCAACACAAUAUCUGACUGGGAAUAUAUCGCCAAUGGAUUUAAUACUAGAGCAAACUUUCCCCAUUGCAUUGGUGCAGUGGACGGUAAACAUAUUAGGAUAAAAAAGCCAAACAACAGUGGUUCCAUGUUUAUGAAUUACAAAGAUUUCUUUUCCAUCGUAUUAUUAGCAGUGGUUGAUUCAUAUUAUAAAUUUACAUACAUCUGUGUGGGCUCGUAUGGAAAAGAAUGCGAUUCGACAAUAUUCAAGGAGUGUACUUUUUGGAAAAAACUAAUAGAUGGUGAUUUGCAAUUACCGGCAGCAUGUCCACUGACAAACGAUUCCGAUUUAUCGAUUCCGUUUGUAGUAAUAGGCGAUGAAGGUUUUGGCUUGCAUCAACAUUUGAUGAGACCUUACGGCGGAAACCAUUUGGAUAGAAACAAAAGAAUAUAUAACUACAGAUUAACCAGAGCUCGACGCUAUGUUGAGUGCGCCUUUGGGAUAUUAGCUAACAAGUGGCGAAUAUUUCAUCGUCCACUGGAUGUUGAUACCAGCACAGCAAUAUCGAUUGUAAAGGCUUGCACUGUACUUCAUAAUUUUAUAAUAGAUAUGGAAGGUGUACAGUCGAACAUAGAAACAACAAGCAAUGUAUCAUCAGUGGUUAACGUGUUCACAGAUGCACCCAAUGAACAAAAUAGUACACGAGGUGGACGAUGUGCUAAUGUUAUACGAUCUGAAUUCACAAAUUAUUUUAUUUCUACAGCAGGAGCUGUGCCUUGGCAAGACGAAUCAAUCUAACGUUAAUUUUGUAACACACUGCUAAUGUACAAAUACUUAACCUGUUUACUUUAAAAAAUUACAAACUUACCAUAAU
This is a messenger RNA of Bicyclus anynana (squinting bush brown), 1918 nucleotides long. RefSeq lists its product as uncharacterized. The record is from RefSeq and is a predicted model, not a curated record. The transcript has 2 exons. The coding region runs from base 649 to 1842 and encodes 397 amino acids. Lineage: Eukaryota; Metazoa; Arthropoda; Insecta; Lepidoptera; Nymphalidae.